GGUUUCACCCUAAUGAUUCGGAUUUUUCAAGCUUCGGUGCUUGUUUUACUUGUCCUUGAUGUAGUGAAUGCGUAUCCCUUGUCUUCGUAUCAAACGUAUUUUCGACUCUUUGGGCGGCAUCUGCGAAAGAGGCGGGCAAUAUCAGAUACAAUAAAGAGCUGCAGUCAUUGGAAGAUCAAUCACUCAGAUGAUCCUGAUAUUACUGACGUGGUUGUUGCUCUACACAAUAGCGCUUCAAGUGUGAAAAAAAUAUCAACGGCUCUUCAAUGUCAGACCAUGAUCAAAAUAAAAGAACCCAACCUAGGAUACAAGAUAGAAGCGGGAGCGAUGAAAGAGGUAUUAUUUUCCAUAGCUGUAUCUCCAUUGCAUUUCCACCACGAUUCACGCGUGCGCAGACACACAUGUCUGCUAUCAACCUGGACUGAAGACGCCAACAGCUACGUCACAUGUAAGAUUAAAAUUCCAGUCUGGCCGAAUGGACUGUUCUUCUACAAUUGCAGAUCCUAUGCGAUUGGUCAAAUGACUGUCACUCAACGUGAAAAUGAUAUGGGAACUCAGAUACGUCUACACAAUACAGGGCCUAAAGCACUUUUCAUGGUCAACUCCACCUGCGAUCCUACCAUCAUGACUCUGACCCAUACUAACAAAUACAAACGCUUGUAUGAUAGCGAGGAAUGGACGCUUAGUUUUCCCGCUUCGUGUGACGGGCGAGUUGGAAUUAACUACAAAGGAAGCUGUUCUGUCAAGGUGUACCAUGUUUGUCUUACAACAACCACUUUUAUCGAUGAAGUAAAAUUUGACUUUGUUGACGGUGAAACGAAAGAGUGCGAGUAUCGUAAAAGCCACUACACCACGUACAGUGCUCACUGGUUGCAAUCGUUACUCGGUCUCAACGAUCUUCUAACCGCGUUGCUUGUUCCUGUGGUAUUCCUGCUGAUGGUAACCAUCAUCAUUACACUAGUAAUAAAGUUUUUCCUGCUCGUACAUCAACGUGGCUCACUCAGCGCAGCUAAGAAGGAAUUUCGCCAGAGAUUUCGUGGUAUUUUCCAAGCUCGUCUCGCCAACAUUACAAGUUAACACUACCACUAGUGCUCUCUGUACGUAAAUCAAUACCAAAAAACAAGAUGUACCAGCCUAGUAAAUCAGUGAAAAUCGAAUCCGAGAAAAAACUAAAUAAAAAUCUAUUCUUUUGAGAUUAAAACAUUAGACUGGA
Messenger RNA from Actinia tenebrosa (Australian red waratah sea anemone), 1213 nucleotides. RefSeq lists its product as uncharacterized. The record is from RefSeq and is a predicted model, not a curated record. NCBI's taxonomy places the organism in Eukaryota, Metazoa, Cnidaria, Anthozoa, Actiniaria, Actiniidae.